Messenger RNA from Colletotrichum acutatum, 516 nucleotides. RefSeq lists its product as uncharacterized. The record is from RefSeq and is a predicted model, not a curated record. NCBI's taxonomy places the organism in Eukaryota, Fungi, Ascomycota, Sordariomycetes, Glomerellales, Glomerellaceae. The coding region runs from base 139 to 516 and encodes 125 amino acids. The transcript has a single exon.
CUCUCCUCAUACUUCUGAUUGCUCGCCCAGGAACUCAAACUUAUCCGAAUUCACCAGUCUCCUAAUGCGGAUCGCUAAAAUCCAGAGGCCUUGCUCAUUCUCAAAACACCAUUUUCACGACCACGACUCAGAGAGACUAUGGCGGUGAUUGAUGACCUCCCUGAGAUCAAGGUAUCCAUCCGUGUCAACGGAUCUGAGGAUGACUGCAUCGAGUACGACUAUCCAGAUCAUCCGGAUGUUCCAGCAUCUUUGGGAUCGGCUACUCAUACAACCUCCAAAGUCAUCGAAAGCCAGGUCGAUUCCAGAUUCUCUAUUCAUUACAAGAUUCAGAACCGCCCGGACUGGGUCAUAGGCGACAACCAACUGGUGGUUUAUCUUUUGGUCGACGGCAAUGAAAUCGUUGGAAGAAUCGCUGGAACGAGAGACAUGAUAAAUGAUCACAAUGACGGGAUAAGCAGAAGAUGUGCCUCGAAGAAGAUAUAUAAGCAGACCGCAUAUCUCAAUGACAAUCCCUAG